UCCACUUGGCAAGAGCCAGCAGUAGAGCUCCCAUUCACAUCGCUAACACUACCGCAGGACGUACAGGGCUGAUUCCUUCACUGCUCUAUUAGCUAAAUGGCCAGUGGUCAAAUGGUCAUUCGCCUCAACGGUCGCUAAAUCGGUGUCUGUACUUUUUCAGUCCCAUUCACCUCAGAUUUAAUUGCCCUUUCUUGUGCUCUACAAAUUUCGGAUUAUCAAACCGCUUGUGCAUCUCGAUAUAUUUCCGCAAAAAUGUCGUUGACAAACACAAAGACUGGCUUUUCUGUGAAGGACAUACUGGACCUUCCUGAUACGAAUGAUGAGGAAGGAUCUAUCGCGGAAGAUGCAGAGGAAGACGCGGAGGAAUCUGAAGUAACAGAGACAACUGGAGUCUUGCUUAAAAGUCCCAUGGAGAAUGUUAAAAAUCUGUCUAUAAAGACCCACUUUCAUAGUCAUAGCGAUAACUGUUACACAAGAUGGCUUGCCACUACGGAUGCAAUUCAUUACUCAUUGUUUUUUCCCCACCCAGUGCAUGGUCUGACAGCCAGUUCUCAUCGGGACUUAUCUGACAAGUCUCCGGAACCUUCCGCUGACGAAUCGCAAGACAACGACAAAGAAACUUCAAACAGCAGUGGUGACUCCAGCAAGAAGAGGAAGAGAAGAGUUUUAUUUUCCAAGGCGCAGACAUAUGAACUAGAGCGGCGAUUCAGGCAGCAGCGAUAUCUUUCAGCACCCGAAAGAGAACAUCUUGCUAGUUUAAUCCGCCUGACUCCAACACAAGUGAAAAUCUGGUUCCAGAAUCAUCGAUACAAAAUGAAAAGAGCUCGGACUGAAAAAGGUAUGGAAGUGGGCCAUCUCCCCUCCCCAAGGCGUAUAGCUGUACCUGUUUUAGUGAGGGACGGCAAGCCUUGCCAAACUCUUAAACCUCAGGAUUUCGCGGCUACUCUUCACGCUGGGAUCACUUUGUCAGCAUACAGUGCACAGUCCCUGCAGCAUAUGCAAUAUACAGCUCACUAUAGCUCUGCCGCCAUAUCACCAUUUCCUACAGCGCAUCAACUGGCGCAAACACAGCAGUGGACUUGGUGAACCAUUGAUGCUUCAUCUCAGCUUUACAAGGUGGAAACAAAGACUGCAUUUUUGAACUUUUAACCUCUAUUUCCUAUUUUGGAGACUAUAUGAACGCCCAGCUUUACAUCACAAAGACUGGGUUUACAUAAACGAAUGUCAUUGCUCGUAUUAUCAUUUUAUAUAGUAAAUUUAUGUGUUGUAUGCAAGUUUGCUUUUUGCGUGACUCGUGUAUUCAGCACGUGUACCACUUUAAAUUAAUCAACAUUUUGUAAAGAAACACAUGAGCUCCUUUGUAUUAAAUCUACGUAUUUAUGGUUAUGAAUGAUCCUGCGAUUUUUAAAGUUCGUUUAAUUAAUUUUCUUUUUGUAAAGAUAUCAAUGGUAUUCGGUUUUCAAAUUGGGCUUUUCAUUAAGCUCAAUAAGACAGGCACAUUUUGGAAAAAAAUAUGGCAAGCAGUUUCUGGAUAUAAAGGUGUGUAUUUUAUAGUUAAAGUGGGCAUUGACUAAUGAACUCACAGUUUUUAUUGGAGAUUAAAUAAAACAUUACCGUGUUUCAAUACUUAAAUAAUUCCGGCGUGACUCACUAUGUUGCAUGACGUUGAAACUUCAUUUUUAAUACAUGUGGUGUGAAUUGUGCGACGCCAAAAUUAUGCUUCUUUGUUUUAAAUAGUAAUUUAUAGUAACAGCCCUUGUGCUUUGCAUGUUAAUAAAAACUAGGCUUGCAGGACCUAGGGAUUGACUGUUACGCCUAAGACUUUUUUUUAGAUAUGUAUUCUGCAGAAUUUAAUAAUUGAAAGUCAUCUCAGGCGUUAGAAUGACAUUUGUUGGAUUAGCAUUUUGAAAACUGGAUUUUAUGUUAAUCUCCAUGUACUGAUUCAGUAAAAUAUGUUAUUUUUGUAUCCCAUUUGUAUGUAGCUAGUGAUCGGUAAAUAAAACAAAAGUUACUAACUAUAGUAAUAUCUACUGAUAGGCUAUGCGAUUAUUGCAUAGAAUUAAAUAGUUAUUUAAUUAAGGUUUUUAAACAUUUUAAUCCAAC
This is a messenger RNA of Paramormyrops kingsleyae, 2103 nucleotides long. NCBI's taxonomy places the organism in Eukaryota, Metazoa, Chordata, Actinopteri, Osteoglossiformes, Mormyridae. The record is from RefSeq and is a predicted model, not a curated record.